AUGCGCCCGGCCUGUGCAGACACCCACAGGCACGAGGCAGCUCUCUGUGCCAUCAGUGCGGCCGCGGUGGCCAUUCCCCUGCUCCUUACCUGCCUCUCCUGUGGCUGCACUGUGGCCGCCAUCGUGAGGAUGGAUUCAGCCCAGGGAAAGCGCCGGGCCUUCUCCACCUGUUCCUCCCACCUCGUGUUCUCCCGCAGUAUGGGUGUGGAGAUUGGCUCCUGUGAUCCUUGCAGGAGAGUCCCAAAACAACAACAGCCAAUGAGCAGGGCUGUCGUGGAGAAUGGUGGAGAGGACCAGAGGAGGAUUGAGAGCAGGGAAAGGGGGCAGCGCCUGUGCCAUCAGCAGGCCCGACGCAUUGAGUACGUGGAGGGUGCAAACCAGACUGGAAUGAUUCACUUCCACUUCCACCCCUUCUCCAAACUCCCCGAGGUACGGAUGCUGAUUUUCGUGACCUUCCUGAUUACCUACCUGGUCAACAUCAGCGGCCACCUCUCCAUUUCUCUCAUCAUCUGGAUUGGCCGUUCUCUCCACGCCCCCGUGUACUUCUUCCUGGCCAACUUGGCAGCUCUGGAGAUCUGCUACUCUUCCACCGUUGCCCCUCUGACUCUGACAAGCACCCUGUCCGUGGAGAAAACCCUCAUCUCCCUGCCUGGCUGCGGUGCCCAGAUGUCCUUCUUCAUAUUCCUGGGCAGCGCUGACUGCAUUCCGCUGGCCGUCAUGGCCUAUGCCAGGGCACGUGGGGUCUUAUUUCCUCAACCAAGGAUUGAACCUGCGCCCCCUGCAGUGGAAGCAUGGAGUCUUAAUCGCUGGACCACCAGGGAAGUCCCUACUUUGUGACUUUCAGAGGGAGAUGUAGCAGUAUACGUCAUUGUCACUAUCCUCAGCAUCAGGUGAAAAGUCUGUGCUCUGCUUUGGACUUCUCUCCAGAUGUAGUUCUCAGGUUCUCAGCAUUGCACAUAUGGGCAGGGGCAGAGCCAAGAAUAAGAGGCAAAUCAAACCAGGACCAUCCCAGUCGUGAUUCCCAUUAUGUAAAUGGUGAGUCUGUGCCGCUUUGAAUUAUUUAUCUUUCAUCCUAAAUUAUCUUCCAGGGAAAAGUGAUAGGGAAAGCACUAGCGUUUGA
Molecule: messenger RNA, 1120 nt
Organism: Kogia breviceps (pygmy sperm whale)
Lineage: Eukaryota; Metazoa; Chordata; Mammalia; Artiodactyla; Physeteridae
Source: RefSeq, a predicted model, not a curated record